AUGAAACAGCAAUUUCAGCCGCACACGCCGCUGCUCGCGCGGUCCGACGGGCGCACUCUCCCCAGCUCGGGCUCUUCAGACGAGGAGCGGACGCCGCCGCGACGGCCAUUGCCGCAGCGCAGAGCCGCAUGGAGCUUGGCCGCUCUUCGCGGGCUACUACUAGGCGGAACCAGCGGCGGCGGCGGACAGUGGACCGAUUCCCGUAUAGCGGCGCCACUCACGGCGGCGAUCACGGCGCUCUCGGCGCCACUCGCGGCGCUAGCGGCGCCAGUGACGGGGCCGCUGGUUGACAGGGUUCCAGGCGACGGCCCGGCGAGUGCAAACGAGGGGGCAGCAGCGCAAUUAGUGGUAGGGUCUGCGGAGGCGGCGGCAACGGAAGCUCUGACUCGCCUAGCAGGAUCGCGCGACGUCGCGCACGACUGGACGACUCGCACGGCCGGUCGGCAGGCGUCGCACGGCGACGACGACGUGCUAGAACGAGACGACCCGGAGAUUGUCGCUGCCGCGCUGUCGCACGCGUCAGUGCGCGCAGCGGAUUCCGAUGGACUUGCGGAGGAGGCGGCGGAAGAGCAGAGGGCGGCGGAGGAGGAGGCGGAAGAUUACAUGGUGGCGGAGGAGGAGGCGCGGCAGGGAGCGGCGGAAGUGCUGUCGGAAGCGGCAGUGGCAGAGGAGGGGGGAGCGGGGGAAGGGGAAGCUUGGGAGGCGGAAAAUGAAGCUUGGCCAACGGAACCCUUUCCUGAAGGGGCGGUGAGUAGCGGCGGCGGAAGAAGUGGUAACGCGGAGGCAUUGGCGGCGGCCGGGGAAGAAUCUGCACAGACUGAGGCAGCGAAGGGUGCGGAAGAUCAAGCACGGAAGGGUGCGCGGAGCAGCGUGGGCGCAUCAGGGUGGGCGGCGCAGGACUUUCUGCGGGGAACUUCCGCAGCUGCUGCGGCUACAGGAGGGGGGCGCGCAGAAGGAAAAUACGCGGAGUUGGGAACAUGGGAAGGAGUUGGGGCAGCUGCAAAGGACGUCCAGUGGGAGGGGGAGGAGAUUUUGGGCAGUAAGACGAGGGGAAGGGCGGGAAAAUACGCUAGCGGAAGGUACGGCGGAAGCAGUAGCAGCGGCGACAGCAGCAGCAGCAGCAGCGGCAGCGGCGGCGGCGGCGGAGGCGGCGGGUUCGAGAGCGCGCUGCCGCGCAAGGCGCGGUUGGUGCUGCAGCGCAUGCGGGCGGCGGGGCUGCCCGUUCCGCGCGACCCGUGGAUGUGCGCGGAUAGAGCGGCGGACGUAGAGGGGUACACGCGACCCACGGAGCGGCUGCGAGGCAGUCUGCUAUACCGCGGCAGCACCAUAGGCACGGGCGACUGUGUGAUGCCGGUGCCAUCACACAUCCUCUCUUGCCCUCCCUCCCUUCCUUCCACCCUCUCCCCUUCCCCCAGGCGGCUGCGCGGCAGUCUGCUAUACCGCGGCAGCACCAUAGGCACGGACGACUGUCAGCUCUUCCUCGCUGCUGCCACCACGCCCUCUCCUUUCAACCACACCUUCGCCACCCUCCCACCACUCUCCCCGCUCUCCGCUCUCUCCCCCCUAUCCCCCCUCGCCACUCUCUCAACCCCCUCCCCUUUCGACCCGCUCCCUUUCCUCCCUUCCUCCAAUUUCUCCUCAUCCUCCUCCUCCUCCCCACUCUCCUCCGCCUCCCCCUCCGCCUCCCGCCCAACUCCGAAACUCGCCUUUCUCUUCCUCUCCCGCGGCCCGCUCCCCCUGGCGCGCCUGUGGGCGCGCUUCUUCCGCGGAUACGAGCGCCACUACUCCGCGUACCUGCACCCCGCGCCCGGAUACAGGGUCCCGCGGGGGUUGCGCCGCGCGCUCAACCUCACCGUGGUGCCCAGCAAGCCCGCGUUCUGGGGGACGCUCAGCAUCGUCGAAGCGAUUAAGCGCCUGCUAGCCAACGCCCUUCUCGACCCGCACAACGUGCGCUUCAUCAUCCUGAGCGAGCGGGACAUCCCACUCUACCCCUUCCCAGUCAUCCACCGCUACCUGCUCUCCUCCUCCCUCAGCUUCUCCGGCGGCCAUCCCAAGCACUUCCGCAACACGCUCGUCGCAAGGCGCGUCUUCCCGCCCGGUCUUGUGCAGUCGGGAUGGGUGCACGGGGAGUGCUGGCUCGAGAUGGCUCGCCCGCAUGCGUGGGCAGUGGUGAGCGAGUGGAGGUGGCACGAGAUGGGCCUGCAAUACUGCAAAGCCAUCUUCCAACCCACGUGCUGCGUUGACGAGAAUCUUAUGCAGACCCUCCUCACUCUGGCCUUCCCUCACCAAGUGGCUAAUCGCACAGUCAUGAGCGUGUUCUGGAAGCAAGCAACCGCGCACCCACACACGUACCUGCGACAGGACAUAACUGCUGAGACGAUUGGGGGGAUCAAGGAGGAGAGGGAGUAUAGAUGGGGGGGAGGGAAAGGGUCCUGGGGUAUUGAUGGGAAACGGGCUGCUGCCACCGCACUGGCUGGCACGCCGUGGGGUUAA
Closterium sp. NIES-65 is the source of this 2493-nucleotide messenger RNA. NCBI's taxonomy places the organism in Eukaryota, Viridiplantae, Streptophyta, Zygnematophyceae, Desmidiales, Closteriaceae. The record is from the annotation of a GenBank genome assembly.